Molecule: messenger RNA, 766 nt
Organism: Zingiber officinale
Lineage: Eukaryota; Viridiplantae; Streptophyta; Magnoliopsida; Zingiberales; Zingiberaceae
Product: 40S ribosomal protein S23
Exons: 4
Coding region: 109-537 (142 amino acids)
Biological process (GO): translation
Cellular component (GO): cytosolic small ribosomal subunit; ribosome
Molecular function (GO): structural constituent of ribosome
Source: RefSeq, a predicted model, not a curated record
GGAUCGACGUCGUUAGGGUUUACUCCAAGCUCGAAGUACGCCGUCUUCUCGCGCUCCGCCACCAGCCGCACAAGGAAGUGAGGAGGGAAAGCUUCGGCGUUUUUCAAGAUGGGGAAGACUCGUGGAAUGGGAGCUGGGCGCAAGCUCAAGACUCACAGGAGGCGGCAGAGGUGGGCUGACAAAUCAUACAAGAAGAGUCAUCUUGGCAACGAAUGGAAGAAACCCUUUGCUGGUUCCUCUCAUGCCAAGGGCAUCGUCCUUGAGAAGAUAGGUAUCGAAGCUAAGCAGCCAAACUCUGCCAUCCGUAAGUGUGCUAGAGUUCAGCUCAUAAAGAACGGGAAGAAAAUUGCAGCUUUUGUUCCAAAUGAUGGUUGCUUAAACUACAUAGAAGAAAAUGAUGAAGUGCUGAUUGCUGGUUUUGGGCGUAAGGGCCACGCUGUUGGUGAUAUUCCUGGAGUGAGGUUCAAGGUUGUGAAGGUAUCUGGUGUUUCCCUUUUGGCACUCUUCAAGGAAAAGAAGGAGAAGCCUCGGUCUUAAAUGUCUCAAGACUUAUAAAUGCACCGAUUAGCCUCUUGUUUGAGUUGAAAUUAAGUACCUUGUUUAUGUUCUGUUCUGUUAAAAAACAUUUUUCAUGCAUUGAUUGUUACAAACUUUUAUUUGAGCACUUUUGAGGAUCUUUGUUUACAUUUGUUUGUCAUUAAGGCAGCCAACAACAUACGGUGGCAAAUUUACAUGUCAAUCUUCAAGUGGUAGAUUCUCUCAUCAA